UCUUUUGAGCGCGGCUGUUUUUAGUCUGCGUCUCGGAUUCGCUCCCUGACUCGUUCAGUGGCACUUACUGAAGGUAACAAGAACUUUUGAAGGUGACGGUGUCUUCACCCAGUGCUUGUAAUAGAUAUGUUUUCCCGUCUCUUCAUUACGACGACUGUUGUUUAUUUUCUUCUCAGCAGUGGGACAGAAGCCACAAGCCCUGUGAAUGUGAGCGUGACUGUGGAUGUCGUCCCUGUCGCUGGAAGUCUUGAGGUUACCUUGGCAACCUGUACAACUUCUAGAACGAAGCCUGCUGCCGAGGUGUCAUGGAAUUUGGGUGCUUUAUCUGAUUCUGUGAAGGUAUCAACCAACACUGUGAAACAUUUGGAUGGGACGUUCACAGUCGAAAGCAGUCUGAUUGCCACUCCAACUGCACAGAUGAAUCAACAACAUGUCCAGUGUGUGAUCAGACAUGUUGCGAUGAAAGAGGAACUGGAAUUUGAUCACAAGAUCAUUGUGCACUAUCCACCUCAGCUUGUCUUUGUGACACCUUUCAAGAAUCUCUCUAAUGCUGAGGUGUAUCAGUGUCAGGCUGAUGCCAAUCCUUCAGCUACACACUUCAGCUGGCACAGGCCAUAG
Messenger RNA from Sinocyclocheilus grahami, 618 nucleotides. RefSeq names its product nectin-3-like protein. The record is from RefSeq and is a predicted model, not a curated record. NCBI's taxonomy places the organism in Eukaryota, Metazoa, Chordata, Actinopteri, Cypriniformes, Cyprinidae. The coding region runs from base 127 to 618 and encodes 163 amino acids. The transcript is spliced from 4 exons. Gene Ontology annotation, cellular component: adherens junction. Gene Ontology annotation, biological process: homophilic cell-cell adhesion; heterophilic cell-cell adhesion.